Dichomitus squalens LYAD-421 SS1 is the source of this 1845-nucleotide messenger RNA. Its product is annotated as transducin family protein/WD-40 repeat family protein. Gene Ontology annotation, molecular function: protein binding. NCBI's taxonomy places the organism in Eukaryota, Fungi, Basidiomycota, Agaricomycetes, Polyporales, Polyporaceae. The record is from RefSeq and is a predicted model, not a curated record. Gene Ontology annotation, biological process: rRNA processing. Gene Ontology annotation, cellular component: nucleus. The transcript has 6 exons. The coding region runs from base 1 to 1743 and encodes 580 amino acids.
AUGACUAGUCUUAUAUCUUCAGUAGCCUGGGUACGCCGAGGGGUUGCGUCCCAGCAUCCCAAAAAGUAUGUCCUUGACGAUCAGGAGCUCGAACGCGUGAGCGCGCUCGCUCGGAUAGAGCUCGAGGAUGCGCGAAAGGAGCUAGAGAAGGCGCACAAGGCUGCGCAGUCGAUGGGCAAAGGUGCGGAGGGAGAAGAAGCAGAUGAUGCGGAUGAGGACGAUGAGAGCGCAUGGGUUGAUGAAGAUGAAAAUGCGAUGGAUGAGGAUGUACCCAUGGAUCAAGACCAAGAGCCCAAACCGCAGGGAUCAAAACCCAGCGGGGAGGACCUUUCGCAAUAUAACCUGGACGAUUAUGAUAACGAUGAGGCAAUGCCAGGAAUGGGCCCAUUCAGCAACAUCAAGGGCCUCACAUUCUAUCGGAACAACGACGAAGACCCUUUCAUCACCCUCAAAGAAGACGAAGAGGAUCAAGAACGCGAAGAGCUCGAGGUGCUCCCCACCGACAACCUCCUCGUUGUCGCCAAAACCGAAGACGAGAUCUCACAGCUUGAGAUCUUUGUCUACGAAGAGUCCGAAGAUAACCUCUACGCUCACCACGACCUCAUGCUCCCUUCCUUCCCACUCUGCCUCGAAUGGCUCGACUUCCCCCCUGUCUCCUCCCCUGCCCGCCGCGACUCUCCGAACUCAAACGGCGACCCAUUGUCGCAGUUCGGUAACUUCAUCGCCGUCGGCACGCUCGAGCCCGAGAUCGAGAUCUGGUCGCUCGACACCGUCGACGCCAUGUACCCCGACAUGGUCCUCGGGCGCCCAGACAAGACCGCGGCGCACGUCCCCGUGCCCCUUGGAACCGGGAAGAAGAAACGCAAGAAGACGAAGGCGCGCCCCGCGAGCGCAGCACACCACGUCGACGCUGUCCUCAGCCUCUCGUGGAACCGCACGCACCGGAACCUCCUCGCGAGCGCGAGCGCGGAUAAGACCGUGAAGCUGUGGGACCUGAACCGCGACCCGACGAUCACAGGGCAGGGGGCCGAUGGCGAGGGCGCAUUGAGGAGCUUUGACGUGCAUACGGAUAAGGUCCAGGCGGUGCAGUGGAACCAGGCGGAGCCGACGGUGUUGUUGACGGGGAGCUAUGAUAGGACCGUGAGGACAUUCGACUCGAGGGCGCCGGAUGCUGGCGUGGGGGCGUUCCUCGCUGCGGACGUGGAGGCAUUGCGGUGGGAUCCCUUCGAACCACAUAGCUUCUAUGUCUCGCUCGAGAACGGUCUUGUCCUGAACUUCGACGCGCGGACACUCCCUUCCGACCUGAGCUCGCCCUCUCCCGCACAGUUCACCGUAUCCGCGCACGACGGCGCGGUGUCCGCACUCGACGUCAACCCGCACGUCCGUGGGGUUAUUGCCACCGGCGGCACAGAUAAGAUCGUCAAGGUCUGGAACGUCGCCGAGGACCAAGAUAGCGGCAAAAGGCAAGUCAGUCUCGUCACCUCGCGCGACCUCGGCGUGGGCAAGGUUUUCUCGACCGCGUGGUCUCCGGAUGAUCCCCUCACCCUCGCGGCCGCGGGGUCGAAGGCGAAGCUGCAGGUCUGGGACAUCGGCGCGAACGCGGGAGCGCGGAAGGUCCUCGGGUCGAAGCUCGCGGAAGCUGGCAGGGUACUUAGGGAGAAGCAGAGCGGCGGCGUCGUUGGAGUCGCAAGCGACGACGAGGAUAGUAGUGGGACCGAUGGUGAAGACGAAGGCGAGCGUUAAGGGUUCGCGUGCUUGUGCAGCAGAUUCAUUUCAGACGGUUGGUCUCGACUUCCUUGGUCUAUUCAAUGUAUUGCUUUGUAAGGCCAGAUCCUGUAGUCUUUG